Molecule: messenger RNA, 1635 nt
Organism: Bradysia coprophila
Lineage: Eukaryota; Metazoa; Arthropoda; Insecta; Diptera; Sciaridae
Molecular function (GO): protein binding
Source: RefSeq, a predicted model, not a curated record
UUACAAACUCGUCAACGCAUUGUUAAACUAUUAAACGAGUUGUCGGUCUAUCUUAUCUGUACGAACGAAAGCGAAAAUUGGAGAUUGUUUCAUUCGUCAUUUCAUCGAACCAAAUCAAUUUGUCAGAAAAACAAUGUCUUCCAAGCUAAUACUGCUUCUGGUUGCCGUUUUUACUCCAACAGCUUUAAGUGUAACUUGCACUUAUUCACUAAGUGGAACGAACUAUGUUUGUUACCUCAUCGAACAAGUUGUGAACAGUGAAAAUGAUUUUGGUGUUAUUGAUGGCAUUCACGUCGGUAAUUUAGGAAACCAAAAUGUCACUGGCGUCAUAUCCAGCAAUUCCACCAUUCGUGUCUUUCCCAGUUUAUUGAUCGAUGCUUUUAUCAAUCUCAACUCGGUUACUAUAACUAACAGUAUGAUGACAUCGUUUGUGAGUUCAAUCACGAAUUGCGAGCACUUGGAUAGUAUCAGUGUCGAUCGAAGUGAUUUAGUUAACAUUCCGCAAAGAGUUUUCGAGAGAUGCACGAGGUUAAGGAAUCUAAGUUUGAUGAACAGUAAAAUUGCUACUGUUCAUGUGGAAGCAUUUAUUGGUUUAAGUUCAUUGCAACGACUUGAUCUACAACGAAAUGAAAUUGGCAGUUUGAACGAAAGUAUAUUUCGGUCACUUACUAAUCUGACCGUCAUUAAUUUGUCGAAUAAUGAACUGAACAAGAUGGAGCGACUACCUUCACUUUUUGCGACUAAUGUGAAUUUACAAUAUGGCUGGUUGGACCACAACAAUUUAACAAAUUUGGGCAAUGAUUUGUUCCUCAAUUGCAUUAACCUUGUCGGCAUUUCCUUUAUUGGUAAUCGAUUGACAGCUCUUGAAAAUGGGCUAUUUUCCACUCUCGCAGAUUUGAAUGAAUUUGAGUUGGGUCACAAUCAAAUCCAAAACCUACCUAUUUUCACCGGUGUUGGGAAACUGGCUAGACUCGAUGUUACCAACAAUGAGAUAAAAGAAAUCAAGGCCGCCAAUUUCGAAGAUUUAACGAGCUUAAUAUCGCUGACAUUGUCUUAUAAUCUAAUUGAAAAGAUUGAAAAUGGCUCUUUUAUAGGAAUGUCGUACCUCAGAGAACUAUCACUCGCUAACAACAAACUAGCGGUUCUCGAACGAGACACAUUUAUUGGCCUAGAUAGACUGGAUAUCUUGGAUUUGUCAAACAAUCAAUUAUCUUAUUUAAAUACCGAUUCAUUUAGUGAGCAACCUGUCGUUAGACGUUUCAUUUUGAAUGACAAUCAAAUUUGGGGAAUUCAAAGUAAUAUUCUCGAAAAGUUUGCUCAACUUCAACGAAUGGACUUAUUGAGAAAUGAAUGCAUGGAUAGUGUGGUCACCAUUUAUCGCUACCAGGGCGAAUCCUUUGCAUCACCUUCACUCGAUGUUUGUAUAAAUAGUGGAAUAGGGAAUCGAACUAACUUUGUGUUGAUUAUCAUUGCGCUGAGUUUUUCGUUCUUAAAGUGGUUCUAGUUCAUUAAAUGCUACUUUGGGAAGAUGAUGCCUUCUUUCCAAAAACUACUCAUGUCGGCCAGGUGCUGGAUUGUUGUGCAAAAUAUAUGUUUGUUCAGAAAAUAAAUGCGAAAUUUUUUUUUGUUAAAUUC